This is a messenger RNA of Fusarium venenatum, 1122 nucleotides long. RefSeq lists its product as uncharacterized. The record is from RefSeq and is a predicted model, not a curated record. NCBI's taxonomy places the organism in Eukaryota, Fungi, Ascomycota, Sordariomycetes, Hypocreales, Nectriaceae.
AUGUUGCAAUCACUGUUCCUUGCCAGCGUCCUGGCAGUCGGCAUCUACGCCCAGUCAACUCCCGACCCUGCUCUCACAGCAAACGGAGCUUUCCAACACCUCGGCUGUGUAGCCAUCAGACCUGGAACCUUUCCUCGACAGCUCAACCUAGGUCAGGCGGGGUGUACUUCAACUUGCUCAUCGAACGGAAAUAUCAUCGGAUUUCGUGGAAACAGCUGUGUCUGUGACCGGCUUGACCUCUCCGAUCGUCCUAUCUCGUACCGCGUUGUAAAGGUAGACAACUCCCUCUGCACUCAAUGGUGCGAUCCAGCCGAUAGGUCCAAGGGAACAUGCGGAGGUGCAUUGGUACAAGGAUGGCCCAUCUACGAUCUUUACAAGAGAAACAACGCUCAGAUCGUCUUUGAGAAUUUCCCGAGUGCAACGCCAACUCCCAUGUCGAGCGUUUAUCCUCCUGCUCCGACUGGCGGACCCAAGCCCGGCGAUGUGUGGCAUGAGUGCCCACCGCACGUUGUUGACUGCCCCUAUCGCAACAAGUGUCCCAAUGGGAAGUGUCAUUAUGUGCCCAAGCCCAUUGUCAAGCCUUGCUAUGGGUGUUCUUACAAUGGUACUGGAAACUGGACGGCUCCUACUUGCCCCCCUGGUGGCUGCGGCAAUGGUAGUAAGCCUGCUCCAGUUCCAGUUCCAGUUCCUGUCCCGGUCCCCAACCCUCCUUGCAAGGACUGCGGCAACGGGGGUGGAGGUAACGGCGGAAAUGGUGGCAAUGGAGGCAACGGUGGGAACGGCGGAAAUGGUGGUAAUAACGGUGGCAACGGCGGAAAUGGUGGUAAUAACGGUGGCAACGGCGGCACUGGUGGUAAUAACGGUGGCAACGGCGGCACUGGGGGUAACGGCGGAAAUGGUGGCUCAGGAGGUAACGGAGGUAGUGGCAGUAACGGAGAAAACGGAGGCAACGGAGGGCCUGGUGGUGGUGGCAGCUCCGGCAACGGCUCCGACGGUCAAGAUGGCUCUGGUGGAAACGGAGGGGACACACCUCCCGUCAUCGUCAACUCGGCCGUCAAGAUCCAAAGCGCAAGCUUUAUAACGUUUUUUCUAACAUUCUCGUUGGCCUUCAUUCUUUUAUAG